Aspergillus pseudonomiae is the source of this 2300-nucleotide messenger RNA. RefSeq lists its product as uncharacterized. Gene Ontology annotation, molecular function: DNA binding. Gene Ontology annotation, cellular component: nuclear membrane complex Bqt3-Bqt4. Bases 333 to 1694 code for a protein of 453 amino acids. The record is from RefSeq and is a predicted model, not a curated record. Gene Ontology annotation, biological process: meiotic attachment of telomere to nuclear envelope; mitotic telomere tethering at nuclear periphery. NCBI's taxonomy places the organism in Eukaryota, Fungi, Ascomycota, Eurotiomycetes, Eurotiales, Aspergillaceae. The transcript has 5 exons.
GCCCGCCCGGCUUCCACCUUCAUUUAUUAUUUUCCUCCCCUACUUAUCGAUUCUCGUAUUGAUCUUGAGUCAGUUAUCACCUGGCUUGUCGCGGGUCUAUCGUCUGUGUCCCACAGGUUAAAUCGUCCGCCAAGUCGAUCGUGAUAUUAUCAUCAGUGCAUUCUCCGUGGUGACGUAUUAUCACCGAACCCUCGAGCAAAGCAGCGAGAGACGCGCCUGCAACGUGGCCGACGUUCUGGCGUCGCAUCCUGCUUCACAUCACCUCGGAAACUGCUGCCACAACAUUCAACUCUCAGCUCUAGUUUAAUAUUUGACCAACCUGACCAUUCAUCAUGGCGCGCUUACUGCCAAAGAAGAACAAUCCCCACAUCCUCCCAUCUGAGACUCCCACCUACGAGGAACUCUUGCGGUGCCGACGUUUGGGAAAAACAAAUCUCACGGUGAGACCUACAGUGAUCGGCACGUCGAAUGCGACAAAGCCGGAGAACCUUGGACCCUUCGAAUAUGCGCAUUUGCGCGUGAAACUGCCCAGGGACCUUAAAGGCUCUGAAAUAUUUCCUUCACAUAACACCCAGCAACAACCAGAGACGUACUUUUUGAUGCGACGCAGCAAAGAUGGAUACGUGAGCGCUACUGGAAUGUUUAAGAUUGCCUUCCCCUGGGCAAAAUUGGAGGAGGAGCGGUCUGAGCGUGAAUAUGUGAAGGCUCGUAAGGAAACCAGCGAGGAUGAAAUCGCUGGAAAUGUUUGGAUCUCGCCAAUACUAGCUCUCGAGUUAGCAAAGGAGUAUCAGAUGUAUGAUUGGGUGCGAGCAUUGCUUGAUCCCACCGAGAUUGUUCAGACCCCAUCCAGUACGAAGAAGCACAUGCAGAUCACCCCACCUCCUCGAUUUGAUCUGCCCCCGAUUGAAGCUCCAGCCCAGCUUACUGCGGCGCCGCGCCUGCGAAGAGGCCGGUCUGCUUCCCCCAGCAAAAAACUCCCUUCCCCACAAAAGCUUGCUUCCCCGCGCAAGGCUAGAAGCACAAGGGCUAGGGACGUCAAGGAGGUGAAGGAGGCAACCAGUGAGGCAAAUGCAAACCUCCAGUCUGCUUUGGAUGCUACGACCGAGUCCGGAUCGGUCAAUGGCACCAUUCAACCCAGUGUGGAACGCGAUGAAGAGAGGGUGGCCCCUACUCCUAAGAAGUCUGCUUCAACACCAAAGGCCACGAAGACACCCAGAGCUACUCGGGCGAAGGAGCUCAAGGAGCUUAAGGAGCUCAAAGAGGUCGAGGAGGUUGAGGAGACCAAGGAGGAGAAUGUCAAAGUGGAGGUUGAAACCAAUGCCGACGAAGCCCAAGAUGUGCAAACGACCCAGACCACCGUCGCGGUGGAAUUACCUGUUUCUCUCCUUCCUGAUGCUCCAUCUGCGGAAGAUACCGAACAAAUGAUCGCCGAGGCUAAGAAAAUGGUAGAAGAGGCGGCUAAGGUUCAGAGCACAGAGGAGGAGCCCGUGCCAUCGUCAUCAAAGGCUGCUAAGAAGCGCAACAUCGAAGAAGCGCUCAGUGACGACGAGGAGGACGAAGAAACAAAGGCCCUGCGGACUAAGAGGGCAAAGGUUUUGGAAGAGAAGUUGAAGCGUGAACGUGUUAGGAACCGCGCUCUUGUCGGCGUCACUGCUGCUUUUGCACUUGCGGCUUCCAUUCCUUAUUUCUUUUAGAGGUUCUAUUACCAACUGUAUUGGGCGCCUUCCUAUGGAACAAUUGUCCCGAGUGACCGUCGCGUUUUCCAUCGAUGAACACUUCCUUUCCCGAACCUCAUCCCCAUUCACCUUCGGUUCUAGAUUGUUCCCUCCUUUCCCCAGGAAAGGGAUCUAGUUCUCUCGACCUGUAUACCCUCUCCUGCAACCCCUCUUCUAGCUGUAUUGUGGUUUUACCCUCACAGAGCUUCCUGAUGUAUCGUAUUUACACCUUAACCCUUUCUAAUUUUUGCGCUUUGGUUGCAAGAAGGAGAGCCCUUUUCUCGGAAAUGGUGGUCAUCGAUCGGCUUUUUGAUUCCGCCCGGUGGUCCUGGAGAUCAAAACACUCUCUACAUGCGCAUUCUCCUAUUUUUCCUGGAUACCUGAUAUACUAACUAUAAUCCUUUGUUUCUUUUCGCUGCCUCUAUUGAUCGGAUGGUUUUUGAUGGGCACUCGGGAUGGUCUCUUAUGGUUCGGUAGCACAGGAUGUGAAAUGCAAAUGCAAUAAAAAAUGAGAUGAUGUAGCCAUGGUGUUCUAUGCAGGCUGUUCUCUAUAACUCUGUAGAAGUAGGGUUUACUGCAGAGUAG